Molecule: messenger RNA, 2535 nt
Organism: Penicillium malachiteum
Lineage: Eukaryota; Fungi; Ascomycota; Eurotiomycetes; Eurotiales; Aspergillaceae
Exons: 5
Coding region: 1-2535 (844 amino acids)
Molecular function (GO): long-chain fatty acid-CoA ligase activity; long-chain fatty acid transmembrane transporter activity
Source: RefSeq, a predicted model, not a curated record
AUGAAUCCAUUACUGGGCAAGGAAACGUGUGACAGCGACCUGGUUUUAGGAGAUGCCUAUUAUGUCAGCCCAGUAUCUGGAUGGAAUUUAGGGUCGAAUUUGAAUUAUACUACCUCUACCACUAGUAGUAUAACACUGACGGCCGCAAGCACUCCCGGGACAGCGACUCAGACUGGUAUUCCAUUAAACUGUAACACGUACUAUAUCGCCAAGGCAAACGACACCUGUGCCAUAGUUGCCGCCGACUUUGGUAUCGCAGAAGCUCAAUUCAAGGCAUGGAACCCGGCUAUCUUAUCAGAUUGUACAUCAGGCUUCUGGGCCAAGGAAGCAUAUUGUGUAGGAGUAUCCAGCUAUUCCUCUUCCAUCACAUCCUCGACUGCCACAUCCGCCACUUCCACGACUAAGACGACUGCACUCGGAUCGUCGACUUCUGUGGUCGUGCCAGGUCCUACACAGACUGGUAUUCCCUCUAACUGCAGCAAGUACUAUGUUGCUUCAUCUGGUGAUGACUGUGCAACCGUAGCGGCGGCCUAUGGAAUAACGGAGGCGCAGUUCCUGACCUGGAAUCCCGCUGUUUCGUCUGACUAUAUCCCAUUAAGUAUUGCCCUUCCGGCAGUUACCACAGCUCUAGCCUAUCUAAACGCGAAGCACUCCAUUUUCUACGAUGUCAGUCUCAUCAAAUCUUCAAUUAAAACGGCUCGGUCUAUCAGGAACUCGGAGGCAAAAGAUCAGUUGAACCUGUUCUAUACCUUUGAAGAACACGCUCUUUCUCCCCAGACCGCGAAUAAAGAGUUCCUGGUGUACAAUGGAAAUUCAUGGACAUUCAGCGAAGCAUACAACAUCACUCUUCGUUUUGCCGAGUGGUUUAAACACAAGCACAAUGUGAAAUCGAAGGAUGUUGUUGCUCUCGACUGUAUGAACUCGGCGAACUUCCUUUUCAUGAUUCUUGGAGUGUGGAGUCUUGGAGCAACCCCUGCUUUAAUCAACUUCAACUUGACAGGCAAGCCCUUGACUCAUUCCCUGAAAAUUUCGACCUCCAGAAUUGUCAUUGUUGAUGAGGAAGUUCGCGACAACUUCACGCCGGAAAUUCUUCAAACCCUCGCCGCGCCGGAUUUUUGCGAAGGAAAGAGUCCUUUACACGUAGAAUUCUUCACCCCAGAAAUAGAGGCUCAGGUUCUACAAACUGAGCCCGUUCGAGAAGAUAAUACAGCGCGCGCUGGCGUGAUACCACGAGAUAUUGCUCUCUUGAUUUACACAAGUGGCACAACCGGGCUUCCCAAACCCGCGAUCGUCAGCUGGAACAAAUGCCACAGUAGCGCUGUUUUUGUAUCAGGCUGGAUGGGACUUCUACCUACGGAUCGACUCUAUACAUGCAUGCCUCUAUAUCACAGUUCCGCAGCCGUCCUAGGCUUCGUGAACAGCAUGUACUGUGGCGCCACAUUGAUCGUGGGACGCAAGUUCUCAGCCCGAAGCUUCAUGAAUGAGGCGCGUGAGACAAACGCAACUGUCAUUCAGUACGUAGGCGAGACGCUUCGAUACUUAAUGGCAACACCUCCCAGCAUCGAUCCGGUCACUGGGGAAAAUCUAGAUAAGAAGCAUAACAUCCGCAUGGCAACUGGAAAUGGUCUCCGACCUGAUGUUUGGAAUGCGUUUAAGCAGCGCUUUGGAGUCGAUACCGUUGCUGAGUUUUAUGCUGCAACGGAAGGUCCUGGUGGAUUGUGGAAUCGGUCGUCGAAUGGCUUUUCCGCCGGUGCGAUCGGUCGAAGUGGUAGUAUUGGAUCUUUUAUGAUGGGAGGCGCUAUUGUUGUUGUUGAUGUGGACUUGGACACACAGGAACCGUGGCGGGAUCCGAAGAGUGGUCUCUGUAGAAAGACUCCUCGUGGGGAUCCGGGUGAACUUAUUUACCGUCUUGAUGUUGCGGACCCGCAUGCUUCCUUCCAAGGUUAUUUCAAGAAUCCCGAAGCAACGAAGAACAAGAUCUUGCGAGAUGUUUUGGUGAAGGGCGAUGCAUACUUCCGGACUGGUGAUGUGGUUCGAUGGGAUACUGAGGGUCGAUGGUACUUUUCUGACCGUCUGGGCGACACGUACAGAUGGAAGAGUGAGAAUGUCUCAACGAACGAAGUAGCCGAGGUUAUGGGAGCUCAUCCGGAGGUGCACGAGGCUAACGUGUAUGGCGUUGCUUUGCCCAACCAUGAUGGUCGUGCUGGGUGUGCGGCACUGGUCUUGAACCAGCAGAUCGCUAGCAACAUCACUACCGGCCUGGCACUGGAGCCUAGCCGUGCUAUGUUGGACGGAAUUGCUGCGCAGAUACUCAAUAACUUGGCGCGAUAUGCGGCUCCUCUGUUCCUUCGUGUCAUGCCUGAAAUGCCCGCUACCGGCAACAUGAAGCAGCAAAAACAUAUCCUGCGGAAUGAGGGCGUAGACCCUUCCCAGGUCUCCAAGGACCACCGUCUCUAUUGGCUUAAGGGUAACACUUAUGUUCCUUUCGAGCAGAAAGAUUGGGACCGGUUGAGUGGUGGUCAGGUUCGUCUAUGA